Arabis nemorensis is the source of this 3015-nucleotide messenger RNA. Lineage: Eukaryota; Viridiplantae; Streptophyta; Magnoliopsida; Brassicales; Brassicaceae. The record is from the annotation of a GenBank genome assembly.
AUGAUGAGAGAAAUUGUUGACGAAGUUCCAAAUUUGGCAGAGUCAAAACUAACUGCUUUGGUGGUGGAUGACAAUUUUGUAAUUCAAAAUAUACAUCACAAGCUUUUGGAUCGCCUAGGUAUUAAAAACGACGUUGUUUCUAACGGCAAAGAAGCCGUCGAUGUUCAUUGCUCUGGCAAAAACUAUGAUCUUAUUCUCAUGGACAUGGACAUGCCUAUCAUGAACGGUAUUGAGAUGGAAGCACGUUCUGGGGAUUUGAAUGAAACCUCUCCGGAUUUGUUGAAGAACACGCCUUCGAAUAUCGCGAGAUUAGAAGAUGUAAUUGAGCAAUGUUAUGGUAGACAAAAGUAUCUCGCUCAGACUACAAGUCCUUCAGAUGGUAGUGAUGUUCGGUGGUACUUUUGUAAGGUUCCUUUAGCUGAAAAUGAAUUAGCUGCUUCAGUACCUCGUACUGACGUAGUGGGAAAAAGUGAGUAUUUUCGUUUUGGUAUGAGGGAUUCUCUUGCGAUUGAGGCAUCAUUCCUGCAGAGAGAGGAUGAGUUGCUGUCACUUUGGUGGAAAGAGUAUGCAGAAUGUAGCGAAGGACCGAGAACACAAGUUGAUCGAAAAAAGAAAUCGGUUAAGCCGUCGAUCGAAUCUUCUUCAGAAACUCCUUCUGUGUCCUCUAGUCUAUAUGAAGUUGAAGAGGAGAGAGUUGGUGUACCUGUGAAGGGUGGACUAUAUGAGGUGGAUUUGGUGAGGAGGCAUUGUUUUCCUGUGUACUGGAAUGGCGAUAAUCGUCGUGUGCUUAGAGGCCAUUGGUUUGCACGUAAAGGUGGCGUAGACUGGCUUCCUAUUCCAGAAACUGUUGCUGAACAGUUGGAGGUUGCAUAUCGUAACAAGGUUUGGCGCAGAAGAAGUUUUCAACCCUCUGGGCUUUUUGCAGCUCGUAUCGAUUUGCAGGGCUCCAGUCUGGGACUCCAUGCUCUAUUUACUGGGGAGGAUGAUACCUGGGAAGCGUGGCUUAACGUUGACCCUUCUGGUUUCUCUGGCAUUGUUGGCUAUACUGGAAAUGGAAUUAAGUUGAGACGUGGUUAUGCUGGCUCCUAUUCUUCAAAGCCUACGCAGGAAGAACUACGUCAACAAAAAGAGGAGCAAAUAGAUGACUAUUGUUCUCAAGUCCCUGUUCGGCAUCUUGUAUUUAUGGUUCAUGGUAUUGGCCAAAAAGUAGAAAAGUCUAACCUUGUUGACGACGUUGGGAACUUCCGUCAAAUCACAGCAAGUUUAGGUGAACGUCAUCUAACCUCUCAUCAGCUCGGCACUCAAAGAGUCCUUUUCAUCCCAUGCCAGUGGAGAAAAGGUUUAAAGCUAAGUGGUGAAGCUGCAGUUGAUAAAUGUACUUUAGAUGGUGUAAGACGUUUGCGAGAGAUGUUGAGCGCGACUGUUCAUGAUGUUUUAUACUACAUGAGCCCCAUUUACUGUCAAGCUAUAAUUGAUUCGGUUUCAAAGCAGCUGAAUAGACUGUAUCUUAAAUUCUUAAAGCGAAAUCCGGAAUAUGAUGGAAAGAUUUCCAUUUAUGGACAUUCUCUGGGGAGUGUUCUCUCCUAUGACAUCUUAUGUCAUCAGCACAAUUUGUUAUCCCCAUUCCCAAUGGAUUCAAUAUACAAGAAAUUUUUUCCAGAUGAAGAAUCUCCACCAACUACUGAGAACAAGCCUUGUAGUUCACAACAAACAUCAUCAAAAAUUGAGCCAGAGAAAUCUAAUCAGGUGAAUAUCACUGAGGACAUCAGAGGUCAAGAUGAUAACAAGAUGGGGAAAGAAUCAACGGUACUGGAGCAUCAGGAUGUCAUCCAGGAAGCUCCUUCAUCGACCUCUGAUUCUGUUGUAGACAACAUGGUUUUGGAAAGAAGAGGCAACCAGGAAGAUGACCAUCAUGAUUCUAGUAGUGCUGUUUUCUCACAGGAUGGAGCUGAGAAUAGCACGUCCGAUUCUUCAUCUUGUUCUUCAGAACAAUCAAGGGAUGAAACAUGUGACAAUUCGAAUAAUGAGGAGACAAUCAAGUUGUUAAGAGAAGAGGUUAAAUCAUUGAGGUCAAAAGUAGCGCAACUGCAAUCAGAAAAUGCCAAAAUAUUGACAAACGAAAAAGCCAAAACAUCUGCAGUGUGUGAGCAGCUCGUGAAUGAGAAGGCACCCAAUGAAGAUGCCAGUGCACCUACAAGCUUUACUCCUCAUAUCAAAUAUCAAAAGCUCGAGUUCAAGGUUGACACUUUCUUUGCAGUUGGGUCCCCCCUUGGAGUCUUUCUCGCUCUUCGCAAUAUACGUCUUGGUAUAGGUAAGGGAAAAGAUUACUGGGAAGAGGGGAAUGUUAUUGAAGAGAUGCCAGCUUGUCGUCGAAUGUUCAACAUUUUUCACCCCUAUGAUCCUGUUGCAUAUAGAGUGGAGCCACUUGUCUGCAAAGAAUAUCUUCCUAAGCGACCCGUUAUUAUUCCUUACCACAGAGGUGGCAAGCGGUUGCAUAUUGGAUUACAGGAUUUCAGAGAGGACUUUGUGGCGCGUUCACAGAGAGUAAUGAAUCAUUUUGAUUCAGUAAGGACGCGAGUUCUCACUAUUUGCCAGUCAAAAAGCGCAGAUAAAUUAGAUGAGAUAGAAGAAACCGAUGACGAAAAGGAUGCAAGGUCCUAUGGUUCCUUAAUGAUCGAGAGGUUAACUGGAACUCAGGAUGGUCGAAUUGAUCACAUGCUCCAGGAUAAAACCUUUGAACAUCCGUAUCUACAAGCCAUAGGAGCUCAUACAAACUAUUGGAGAGAUUGUGAUACUGCUCUUUUCAUUAUUAAACACUUGUACCGCGAGUUACCAGACGGACCAAACUCACCCACGGAAUCGUCUGAUGGAGAUGAUAGUUCAAAAGACUUAAUACGUAGACCUCAUAGCCAGAUAAACAGAAGAGAGACACAUAGUGAUGUUGAUGACGAGCUUCCUUUAACAUUCUCCAGAAGCUUUUCCGGAGAAGCCAGCAAAUACUUGAAGAAGCCUUAA